Cloeon dipterum is the source of this 1872-nucleotide messenger RNA. RefSeq lists its product as uncharacterized. The transcript is spliced from 5 exons. Lineage: Eukaryota; Metazoa; Arthropoda; Insecta; Ephemeroptera; Baetidae. The record is from RefSeq and is a predicted model, not a curated record. Gene Ontology annotation, biological process: regulation of DNA-templated transcription. The coding region runs from base 344 to 1399 and encodes 351 amino acids. Gene Ontology annotation, molecular function: DNA-binding transcription factor activity.
UUUCCAGUCUUCACCUGCGUUAGCGAGUGUAAGGAUCUAUUCAGCUACGUUUCCGUGUGUCCGCGAGGCCCCGCCAGUGCUAAAUCGCGCCCAGUUUGCUUUAAAACUGUCGUCGUCACUCACCGCAACCAUUAUCGACUCGCAGGAAAAGUCUUUCACUGCCAAGGUUGGUUACAAGCCGAAAAACGGGAGCUCAUUUGGCGCUCAAGCUCAGCUCUUGCCCAUCACCCCAGCAGUUAACAAGCACGGCGUAAACCUUGCCAGUGAAAGAUGCCCAGUGCCUUCCCAGGACGUCCGAACGACUUUAGGAGAGCGCCCAAUUUUUACGAACACAACCCCCUACAUGGCCGUCAUGCCGCAGCAGUCAGAGGUGCCGACCUACGGUCCCCACCACGGCUACGCCGCCCCCCAGGGGCAGGCCAGGGGCCUGCCAAGACUCAACGUGACUUUGCCCCCUCAGCAGGCUAACCGUGAUGAACUCAACACCCCCGUAAUUGAAAGCGAAAACAUUUUCAACCAAGAAGACAUGGUGGCCACCCCUUUUGACGAAUACAGCGCGGGCCUGUGCUUUAACACCUCAGAAGGCAUCAACAGCCAGGAUUUGAUCGAUAGUUUGAGCAGGUUUCAGCCUGUGUCUUUGCCACGUCAGGAUCCGCUGUUGUCCUCUUCCGUGACCAGCAGCCAGAACUCGCAGCCGGACCAGAUGUCCCUUAACCUUCGUCUGACAAUCACUAACAACUCUCAGGUGGACACCACUACGCCGCUGGACUGCGUGCAGACUCCCGAAAUUUUUGAUUCGUUGGACAACAAGUCCAUGGAGGGUUUCAAUUUGUUGGACUACGUCAUGGCUGAUGAGCCGGAACCGAUGGAAGAAGACCCGCUGGCGGUGAGACUGCCGGAUCCGAGAGUUGCUCGGCACGCGCAGUCCUUCCAAGCCCCCAAGCCGGAGCAUCGUCCUUCCCCGCAAAGCUCUCCAGGGAUGUUGGUGAUAAACGCUCCCAGCCCGGAUUCGACCUCUCCUGCCUCGGUGCAGUGUCUGGACAGCUCCCCCGGUUCCAACCUGAAUGGCUCCUCCGAUUACGGGUCCGACCUGAGCUACAAGCAUUCCGGCAACCGUGGUCGUGCUCGAGCAGGUCCGAGCAAGAGGACCUUGAUGGAGGACGAAGGCUCGUCCAUUCCGUCCUCGGCCAACGAGCUCAAGGUGCUGGAGAACAGGAGUCGCAACAACGCUGCCUCUCGCAAGUCUAGGAUGAACAAGCGGUCCAAGGACGACGAGAACGCUCAUCUUCUCGCCCUGUUGGAGGCAAAGCACCGAGACCUGACGGCCAAAGCCACCAGCCUCGAGAACAUUCGCAACGGACUGCGCGCGCGCGCCCUUGCUAAGUUUAAGGGAAAAUGAAAUGUAAAAAGCUAGGUGACAAAUGGUAUUUGCAACAUACUCAAAUGAAAAAUCUUACUGUUCAAUGAUGGUAACAUAAAAAUGAAAGUCAUAAUGAAGCCGCCGUGCAAGCAUUAUGACAGGCCCGAGCAUCAAAGAGCAAUCAUGCCUAACGAAAGGUGCCGUAUCAUUUAAAUCUACAGAAUGGUUAUCGUGUAAGAGUUGUCGAGGCAUGGUCUUUUCUUUAUCUGUAACUUUGCCAAUUUUGUGACGUCCUGUAACGGAUCGCAGUUGUCUUGGUCGUUGGCAUUGAGAAGGAGCCUUUUCUAAACCCUAGGUUUAAUUAUUUUGUAAAAUUUUGGACUUGGAAUAUUGUGAACUUAAUUUGUACCCAAAGUUGUCAGCCACGUUUGUGAAACUGGCUAAAUUGUACCUUUGCAACUUAAAAAGAAUUUGUAUCAAAUUUGUAUUAAUAAAUUUGCCUUCAAUUAAAA